GUGGAGCCCUGUGGACACCAUGUCACAUACAAGCAUGGAUCCAACCAAGAUGGGCAUCGGCCGGUCUAUAGCCGUGCUGACGUCUGGUGGUGAUGCCCAAGGUAUGAACGCGGCCGUGAGGGCCACAGUCAGAGUUGGUAUCUACACCGGAGCCAAGGUCUACUUUGUUCAUGAGGGUUACCAGGGUCUGGUGGACGGAGGAGACAACAUCAAACUGGCCACCUGGGAGAGUGUGUCCAUGAUGCUGCAACUGGGUGGCACGGUCAUCGGCAGUGCCCGCUGCAUGGACUUCAGAGCCAGGGAGGGCCGCAUGAAGGCUGCCCUGAACCUGGUCAAGCUGGGCAUCACCAACCUGUGUGUGAUUGGGGGUGACGGUAGCUUGACCGGAGCUAACCAGUUCAGGAAGGAGUGGGCCACUCUGCUGGUCGACCUGGUCAAAGCCGGUAAAAUUACAGAUGACGAGGCCCGGAAAUCGUCCCACCUGAACAUCGUAGGCAUGGUGGGUUCUAUCGACAAUGACUUCUGUGGGACAGACAUGACCAUCGGGACUGACUCUGCUCUGCACCGCAUCAUAGAGGUGGUGGAUGCCAUCACCACUACCGCACAGAGUCACCAGAGGACCUUCAUCCUGGAGGUGAUGGGUAGACACUGUGGCUACCUGGCCCUAGUGACUGCUCUAGCCUGCGGUGCUGACUGGGUGUUCAUCCCAGAGAUGCCCCCAGAUGAGGGAUGGCAGGGGCAUCUGUGCAGGAGACUGGCUGAUCAAAGAGCCAGAGGAUCUCGUCUCAAUGUGAUUAUUGUGGCUGAGGGAGCUAUGGACCGAGAUGGAAACCCCAUUAGCUCUGAAGACAUCAAGAAGCUGGUGGAGAAGAAUUUGGGCUUUGACACCCGUACCACUGUCCUGGGACACGUGCAGAGAGGCGGCACUCCCUCAGCCUUCGACAGAAUCCUGGGCAGCAGGAUGGGUGUGGAGGCUGUGAUGGCCCUGUUAGAGGCCACUCCAGAGACCCCGGCCUGUGUGGUCAGUCUGUCCGGUAACCAGGCCGUCAGGCUGCCCCUCAUGGAGUGUGUCCAAGUGGUCAAGGAUGUGACUACUGCCAUGGCUGAGAAGAGAUGGGAGGAUGCUAUCAAGCUCAGAGGAAAGAGCUUUGAAAACAACUGGAACACAUACAAGAUGCUGGCCCACAUCAACCCUCCAGAUACCAAGAGCAACAUUAACGUGGCUAUAGUAAACAUUGGUGCUCCAUGUGCUGGUAUGAAUGCUGCUGUGCGUUCUGCAGUGAGGAUCGGCAUCAUUCAGGGACACAACAUGUUGGCCGUUCAUGACGGGUUCGAGGGUCUCGCUCAAGGAAAGAUCGAGCCUAUCACCUGGACUGGAGUGUCAGGCUGGACUGGAAAGGGGGGCUCUGAGUUGGGCACCAAGAGAGUCCUUCCUUCUGAGUACAUUGAGGAAAUCAGCUUGACUAUCGCUAAGUUCAAUAUCCACUCUCUGGUGAUUAUUGGAGGGUUCGAGGCGUAUAUGGGUGGUCUGGAGCUGGUGCAGGGCAGAGAUAAGUAUGAAGAGCUGUGCAUUCCCAUGGUGGUCAUCCCCGCCACUGUCUCCAACAACGUCCCCGGCUCAGACUUCAGUAUCGGAGCUGACACAGCCCUCAACACCAUCACCUCGACCUGUGACAGGAUCAAGCAGUCAGCAGCAGGCACCAAGCGUCGUGUGUUCAUCGUUGAGACCGCAGGAGGGUACUGUGGUUACCUGGCUACCAUGGCAGGUCUGGCUGCUGGGGCUGAUGCUGCAUACAUCUAUGAGGACAAAUUUGGUAUUAGGGACCUGGAGAUGAAUGUAGAGCAUCUCGUGCAGAAGAUGAAGACAGACGUGAAGAGAGGUUUGAUUCUCAGGAAUGAGAACUGCAAUGCAAACUACACCACCGACUUUAUCUUCGCCCUCUACUCUGAGGAGGGCAAGGGCAUCUUUGACUGCCGCAAGAACGUUCUGGGACACAUGCAACAGGGCGGCACCCCAACACCUUUCGACAGGAACUUUGGCACCAAGAUGGGUUCCAAGGCUGUUUUGUGGAUAACAGAGAAACUCAAGGAGGUCUAUAGACACGGCCGUAUCUUCGCUAACACCCCAGACUCUGCCUGUGUGCUGGGCAUGAAGAAGAGAGCACUGACCUUCCAGCCUCUUGCUGAGCUGAAGGAACAGACAGACUUUGUGCACCGCAUCCCCAAAACAUCGUGGUGGCUGAAACUGAGGCCAAUCAUGAAGAUCCUUGCUAAAUACAACAUCAGCCUGGACACAUCUGAGCAUGCCCACAUGGAGCAUGUUAUCAAUAAGAGGGUGUCGAUGCCCGCGCCACUGAUGAAGAAGGCAUCUCCUCCCACGAAACACGAGGAGGAAGAGUAAUUGUACUAAGUUACAUGUAUGUCAGUGGAGGGCUGGUGGGAGGAGCUAUAGGAGGAUGGGCUCAUUGUAAUGACUGGAAUGGAAUUAAUGGAACAGUAUCAAACACAAAUAUAUGGAAACCACAUGUUUGACUCCAUUCCCUUUUUUCUAUUCCAGCCACUAKAAUGAGCAGUCCUCCUAUAGCUCCUCCCACCAGCCGCCUCUGAUGUAUGUCUAUAUCAGGGUUCUCCAACAGGUCAAUUGGAGCAGCCCACCAAAUAGUAAUAAAAAAUACAUGCACUUCCCAAAUUGUUUAAA
Messenger RNA from Salvelinus sp. IW2-2015, 2698 nucleotides. NCBI's taxonomy places the organism in Eukaryota, Metazoa, Chordata, Actinopteri, Salmoniformes, Salmonidae. The record is from RefSeq and is a predicted model, not a curated record.